UCUGCUUUUCCGUGAGCAUCAGCUGGAUCCAAGCCGUUAGGCGGCUUAGUAGAGUCAUAGAACUGAACUACGCUCCCAACUUACAAUGGGCCGCUUCUCGGCCAAAUCGAGGGACUCGACUAUUUUGUUGAGCUGCUGGCUCAUUCUACUCGCCGCAUGUCGCGGCGAGGACGAAUGGACUUACGGAAAUGGGGUCGCGCAAUGGCCGUAUCUUCAGUUGGACGAGGAGAAUCAGUGCGGCGGGUACUACCAGUCACCCAUUAACAUAGUGGACAGGUGGACAAUCUACGACCAGUCACUUGACGUCGUCCAGUAUUACGGGUACCUAGACCCGCUGCAAAACGUAUCCGUUGUAAACACCGGGCACACGGUUGAAGUGUCUUCGAGCAAAGCCAGUCAAGUUGUGAUCACUGGUCCGGGCCUCAAUGGAGUGUACGGUUUUCAACAAUUCCACUUCCACUGGGGAAAUCGCUCCAACAUCGGCUCCGAACACCAGAUCAAUGGCUAUGUUUUCCCUAUGGAGAUGCACCUGGUACACAUGAACAGGAAGUACAGCACGGGGGAAGAGGCCCUCAAGCAUCCAGACGGCGUCGCGGUCGUCGCGGUGUUCUUCGAGGUGAGCUGGAACGACAACCCGGCGCUGACGAGCAUCGUGCAAGCUCUUCGGAAGAUGCGCAAUGAAAGCAGCACUCGGGUGAACCUGGCUUACAUUCCGCCGCUGCGACAGCUGAUGCCCCAAAACGCACAGGAGUACUACCGCUACCAGGGCUCCCUCACCACGCCGCCGUGCUCGGAGGCUGUCACCUGGACAGUGCUCAGGAGUCCUAAUGGAAUCAGCGAAGCACAGCUGCAAGCUUUCCGUGACCUGAAGGUGGCCCCUGGCAACGGAAGCAGCACUGAAAAGCUUGUCAACAACUUCCGACCCAUCAAUCCCGUGAAUGGACGCUACGUCUUCAGAAACUUCCCAUAUUAGGACGCUGUACGCCAUCGAUUGUACGUGUUGUCUAUAAAGUGAGAAAAGAGCCAAAUAAGGCUCCGACAAAGACUAUAACUCAGCAUGGUCAAGCGAACAGGGCUGCAUCGCGAAUCAAUUUUCAUAGCUGAAUAGAUGCGAGCGGCUGUCCUACAGCCUCUUCAGGAGGACAGCCCUGACUGAAAAGCGCGAAGCGUUGGUCAGCUAUAGAAAUCAUGAGCAUCGCAGCAGGUAUGCAGUUCCGUACCAGAAGUACUUUCCGUAUUGAAACUGUCAAUUCGUGAAGGUAAACACGCAUCCGAGUGAAACCGAGCCGUGUUUAUAUUACACCUAUACCAUGUCGACUAUCCUCACAUUUCACUCACACUUGUCCGUAGACUCUCACAAAAUUUGCUCAAAAUACACAUCCUACUC
Molecule: messenger RNA, 1387 nt
Organism: Dermacentor albipictus
Lineage: Eukaryota; Metazoa; Arthropoda; Arachnida; Ixodida; Ixodidae
Product: carbonic anhydrase 7-like
Biological process (GO): one-carbon metabolic process
Molecular function (GO): carbonate dehydratase activity; zinc ion binding
Source: RefSeq, a predicted model, not a curated record